GUCAUGAUGAAACAAAGUGGGAUGCGAGCUUGAUUCUUGAACGUGGGAUCUCAACCAGGUGCCACAGAAAUACAAGGGAAGGGAAGAUGCUUGAUACGACUUUGAAAAUAGGGGUGGGCGUGACGUAAUAAGCAUGUCAAGCUGGGCACUCCCCUGCCAAGCAAAGUCUCCGGCCGUCGUGAUGUGUGAUGUGUGAGGUGAUGUGAUCAUGCGCGUCAUGUCACGAUCUCACCUUAGCUUACCUGCACCUCAAACUCUCUACCCUACUAACGCACUCUUGAUCCAUUUGAAGCAGAUUACCGACAGAUUGGGUUGACAAGAUCAACAGCCUAUUGCAACUGCAUCACCAAACCUUCCAUUCAUCUGAUCCAAGCAUCUCUCUUAUCGUCGAGGAAACCUCACAUUAUGAAGUCAAUCGGCAUCUUCCCCGCUUCAGGAGGCCUAGGCGGCAGCACCUACGAUUACCUCUUGAAGCUUCUCCCCAGCGAUCACAUCAUCCUCAUCAACCGUCACCCGGAUCGCGUACCCCAAGAACACAUCAAGAAUGGCGUCCGGGCGCGCAAGGCAUCAUACGAGUCGAGCCCCUCCGAUCUCGAGGCCGUGUUUGCGGGCAUCGAGGUGCUGUUCCUCAUCUCCUACCCAAGUCAUGUACACGACUACCGCAAAAAGGUCCAACUACCCGUCGUCGACGCAGCCCGCCGCGCAGGCGUAAGACACCUCUUUUACAGCUCCCUAGCCUUCGGCGGCGACCUACAAGACGAGUCGGUAGCGGAGGUAAUGCAAGCCCACCUCUCCACGGAGCGCCACCUCGCCUCCGCCGCGGCCUCCGACCCGAGCUUCACAUACACCUCGAUCCGCGAGGGCCUCUACUCAGAAUCGUACCCAAUCUACACCUCCUUCUUCGACGUCAACUCUCCUUCCUCGUCAAACGAGAUCUUCGUCCCCCACGACGGCUCCGGCCCGGGCGUGGCGUGGGUGAAGCGCAGCGAGCUGGGGGAGGCGACGGCGAAACUUAUCGCGCAAUAUUCCUGGGACCCGGAUCAAUUCGCCCACGUGAAUAAGAAGGUGCUGCUGACGGGCGCACGGGUCUGGCCUCUUGAGGAGAUGGUCAGGGUUCUUGGGCGGGUUGCUGGGAGGGAGUUGAGGAUCCGCGAGGUGGGCGUGGAUGAGUACGUGAAGCUGCCGCAGGUUUUGGCGAGGUUCGGGUCGGCGGAGAAGGCGAGGACGUGGGCGACUGCGUGGGAGGCGAUCCGAGCGGGGGAGACUGCUGUUGUGUCGGAGACGUUGAGGGAGAUCAUUGGGCGGGAUCCGGAGGAGUUUGAUGUCACGAUACAAAAGUUGAAGCAAGCUUGAGGGCAGGGAGGAUCUGGUUUGGUGGCGUAGGUUCAACGAUGUGGGCGGGAGCGCGCAUGCGGACCGCUUGGUGAGCUUCAUGGGCGACAGCCAUUAGCGGGUAACUCCGUGACGUCGACUCUGAGAUUUAUUGAGGCCAUGGGUUCGAGGGGCUCCCGCUCAAAUCUUUGGACGAACAUUUUGGUGUGGAGCAUUGGCCGGCUCAACUGCAAUUUGGGUCGUCUUUUGACAGUAUGGGGGACAGAGAGCGGGAAAGCCUUGAAUUUUGUGAUGGAAGAGAGGAACAGACAAACGGCGCUGAAUUCUCCGGGAGAGGGUUGCCCGCGCGACUUCCUUCAUUCAUGCUGUUAGCUUUCCACAUCUUCAAAAACCGGGCGAUUGGUUUAGUGGUAUAAUGACCGCUUAGCAUGCGGUAGGUCCUGGGUUCGAUUCCCAGAUCGUCCA
Messenger RNA from Colletotrichum phormii, 1797 nucleotides. RefSeq lists its product as uncharacterized. The record is from RefSeq and is a predicted model, not a curated record. NCBI's taxonomy places the organism in Eukaryota, Fungi, Ascomycota, Sordariomycetes, Glomerellales, Glomerellaceae. The transcript has 2 exons. The coding region runs from base 406 to 1353 and encodes 315 amino acids.